Laetiporus sulphureus 93-53 is the source of this 1302-nucleotide messenger RNA. RefSeq lists its product as uncharacterized. The transcript has 6 exons. Bases 1 to 1302 code for a protein of 433 amino acids. The record is from RefSeq and is a predicted model, not a curated record. Gene Ontology annotation, biological process: regulation of DNA-templated transcription. Lineage: Eukaryota; Fungi; Basidiomycota; Agaricomycetes; Polyporales; Laetiporaceae. Gene Ontology annotation, cellular component: nucleus.
AUGUCUUGUACCCGAGCCCGUAAGCGAAGACGUACGGAAGCAUUGCAAGAGUCCACCAACGAGAAUGUAGACCCAUCGUACGUGGCGGAAAAAAUGAGCCCGAAGGACGAUAUUCCCGAAAUGCCGCUGGAGGAGGUCGUGGAAACAGCCCCUGCUGUCGAAGCCACCGUGGACGAGCCGGCUCAGCCACAGGAGAGAUCCGCGAAAGAGCAGGAGAUUUGGGAUGCUUUCAAAGAGGAACAUUAUGAAGUUCUCGAGCAGUUGCCGCUAUCCCUCCACCGCUCCUUUGCAUUAAUCCUCGAGUUAGAUCAACAAGUACACAAUCACCAAGAAGAGCUAUUACCCACUCUGCUCCAGUACAUCUCGGUCAGGAAGAGCUUGGAAACUGGACAAACCAAGGGCGAGCUACCACAACAGGUUAGCAAUGGAGACAGCACUCAAAAUCCGCCACCUGAAGGACCAACACCCACCGCUGCAGAGCAUGAUAAGCCGGUUGUGUCGUCUCGGCAACUGUUGAUGAAAGCUGCGCAGUUAUCCGAAGAGAUCGUGCGUGCGUCCAAUGAGAAGGUGCAUGUCGCACGAUUCACGUACGACUUGGUGGACCGGUAUAUCCGCGAUUUGGAUCGCGCUAUCAAGGAACAGGAAACGUCGAUAUCUCUUGGUCUUCGCCCUGGGACGUACCCAGCGUCCAUAGCUUUGCCAGAUUCCAUGCUUCCGCCGAGCGUCUCUGAGUCGCUCGCUCUACAGCUCCCACAGCCAGAACCAGCAACCGCCAUGAAGGCGGACCUUCUUGCACCACAAGCAGCUCCUGUUGAACCGCAGGAGCCAACAGUGGAAGUGCAACGCGAGAAGUCGCCUGUCCCUGUACAGCUAGCGGCGCUCGGACGUCUGCGCAGAAGAAAAGGCAACGGCUGGGGCAGUUCAAAGAAGAGGAAACACACGGCAACUUCGGUUGAGUUGGGCAUUAAAACGGAUGCGGCGGCUGUCGCUGCUCCUACAGGGCUGAAGCUUGUACUGCCGCCGUUGGGUACGUCUCAAUUGGCGAUGAACGCGAGCGACCUGCCUAUUGACCCGAACGAGCCGCGCUAUUGUUUCUGCAACCAAGUGUCGUAUGGAGAGAUGGUAGCAUGUGAUCGCGAAGGGUGUGAACGCGAAUGGUUUCACCUCGGUUGCGUCGAUCUCAAGGAAGCACCUCCCAAAGAUAAAGAAUGGUUCUGUCGGGUAUGUGAGCCGAUUGUCAAGGCCGAAAGGGAGGGCAAGAAGCUCGGCAAGGGCAAAGAGAGAGGAAAGAAGGUCCAUUGA